Messenger RNA from Papaver somniferum (opium poppy), 2001 nucleotides. Its product is annotated as nascent polypeptide-associated complex subunit beta-like. Lineage: Eukaryota; Viridiplantae; Streptophyta; Magnoliopsida; Ranunculales; Papaveraceae. The coding region runs from base 1110 to 1493 and encodes 127 amino acids. The transcript is spliced from 7 exons. The record is from RefSeq and is a predicted model, not a curated record. Gene Ontology annotation, cellular component: cytosol; nascent polypeptide-associated complex.
AGAGGCAAAAAGAGAAACCUAUUUACCUUCUCAGUUUCUUCCAUCGAUCUCUCGACCAAACCUCUUUCUCUUCUCUUCUUUUAUGUUUUAUCUCCUCAUUUUCUUUUAUUAAUAUCUGCUUGUCCUGUACAAAGCGAGAUAGAGAAAGUAGAAAUUAGGGUUUCAAUCUGCAAAUCUGAAUCGAUGGCGUGCCAGAAGAAUUGACAUCUAUGGUUUGUUGAUUGGGUUUUGUCUGAAUUAGGUUUUGAGAUAUUGGUGACGAGCUGUACAGAAAAUUGACAUCUAGGGUUUGGUGAUUUAGAUGCAGUGAGAUUGCGGGUUCUUGGUGCUGGUGUUGGAGAAGGUUUGAACAAGAAAUUACAGAUGAAUGAGUUUAUGCAACAGAGAAAGGAUGGAGUCACAGAGUGCGUGAAUUAUUGAUAGUACUGGUGGUAUUGUUAGCUGAGAAACUUCAAAAGAAGACUAGAUGAAUGUAUUAGGUUUACAAGAAAAUGGUGAGAUGGAGUUGAUGGGUACUGCAAAUGGAUUGCUUACAUGGGUUUAUGUGUUGAUUGUAUGCAAGGGAAUGAGAUUGAUGGUGAUUUGGCCUGAGAAGAAAGUAGAAUGGUGUUCUGCAGUGUUGCAAUGGGUUGCUUAUGGAGAAUGCCUCGAGUGUGUUGUUCUGAUGGUUUUCUUCCUCAAUUUCAUCUCGCUGCUGAUCAGAAUGAGGGUUUGCUUUUAAUAGUAAGCCGCUAACAAUGGGGUUUGUUGUUUUGUUUCUAUUAUGCAUAUUGGGUAUUUUGAUUGUACUUUGAAAUUGAUAUUAGGGUAUAAAAUUCUCAAAACUAGAUAAAUUUUUAUAUCUACUUUGAAAUUAAUGAAUUUUCUCAUCCUAAUCUAGCAUAACUGUAAUCACUGCCAGCGCCAUAAUCACCGGACCUAUUCAAUACUGACCAUGAGAGUCAUAAGCUUAUUUCUGUAGCAGGUAUUCUCUACAUCGGUGGUAUGCAAAACUUUGCUGGUGUUUAAGAUUGAUUGAAGCUUGAACUGGGUACGUAUAUGAAGAUUUCUUCCUGAGCUAUUCUCUUGAUGUGCAAGUUAGUCCACCUUGGCUAGGAUCUUUUGCUUCCAUGUAUUCCUUUCAAAGCACUCUUAAAAGAAUAGAUGUUAAUGCCAUUCCAGCCAUUGAGGAGGUUAAUAUUUUCAAGGAUGAUGUAGUCAUCCAGUUCCAAAACCCUAAAGUUCAAGCUUCGAUCGCUGCCAACACAUGGGUUGUUAGUGGUUCUCCUCAAACAAAGAAAUUGCAAGAUCUUUUACCCAGAAUUAUCCACCAAUUGGGACCCGAUAACUUGGACAACUUGAGGAAACUUGCAGAACAAUUCCAGAAGCAGAUGCCUGGUGGUGCAGGUGGCAUUCCAGGAACAAUCCCUGAGGAGGAUGACGAUGAUGUGCCAGAGCUUAUGGCUGGAGAGACAUUCGAAGCCGCAGCCGACGAGGAAGAAGCAGCUUCCUAGAUAUUGUGGAAACAACUGAAGAACUUGGGAGGAAGAAGAAGAAGAAGAAGAAAGAAGAAAGAAGAGAAGGUUUGUCAUUGUUUUCUCAGUUCCAUCUAAAUUAGUGUUUACCAACUCUUGCUGCAUUGAAUUGAUUAUGAUGUUUUUUGAUAGGCUGAGAUAAUUGAAGAGGUUGCCGUAAUGUCUUUCUUUCUUUCCUGUAAAGGAGCAAGAUUGUGCUUAAUAUCGUCGAGAUGGGCACCGGGGAUGAGCAGCUGGACCAAUCAGAUUCUAUGUAGGAAGUUAGUAAGUUUCUAUGUAUUGCAUUAGAAAUUUGGAACUUAGUUUCUAUCCAUUCCCUUGGAAUUUGAUACUUAACAAAAAUAUUGGUACUUAGAAGAAUUUGUGUACUUAACAAAAAAAAAUUGUACUUAGAAGAAUUUGUGUUGUUUUCUGACAUGAAUUGGUUGAAUGUAGUGUAAAUUGAUUGUUGAAUGUGGAUGAUAUGAAAUGUGGAUGCAGGUUAACA